Venturia canescens is the source of this 2313-nucleotide messenger RNA. It is a transcript of the gene Septin4, whose product is annotated as septin 4. The record is from RefSeq and is a predicted model, not a curated record. Gene Ontology annotation, molecular function: GTP binding; GTPase activity; molecular adaptor activity. Bases 353 to 1438 code for a protein of 361 amino acids. Gene Ontology annotation, cellular component: septin complex; microtubule cytoskeleton; septin ring. Lineage: Eukaryota; Metazoa; Arthropoda; Insecta; Hymenoptera; Ichneumonidae. Gene Ontology annotation, biological process: regulation of exocytosis; intracellular protein localization; cytoskeleton-dependent cytokinesis. The transcript is spliced from 9 exons.
CCAUGAAAGUUAGUCCCCACACGCAGUUGCCGCUCCGAGCAACGAACGAAUUUUCUCAAACCCCUCUCCGUCACACGUCGCCUCGUGCUAUUAUUGAUCGGUGAACGAGAACGAGGGUGCGCGCCCGCGCCGCAUCACCAGCCUAGACAAAAGAGCCACGAGUGGGGGUGUCUUUUUCCAACUCCAUGAGUACAUCGCCCUAACUCAACCCCAACGAGACUUCCAAAUAUCCUGGCUAGUGUUGUUGUCGCCCUGAACAUGUCUGGCGCAAGACAGGGACUAUAUCGGAUUUGCAACAUUGCCGGAACAAGUGCACAGGAAGUCGGUCAAACGAGGAUUCGAAUUCACUCUGAUGGUCCUGGGUGAAACCGGGCUUGGAAAAUCAACCCUUAUAAACAGCCUUUUUCUCGGUGAUCUUUACAAAGAACGCAGGAUUCCAGAUGCCUUCGAACGCGUGGAAAAGACAACGUCGAUCGAGAAAAAAAUGAUGGACAUCGAAGAACGAGGGGUUCGACUCCGACUGACGAUCGUUGAUACUCCAGGUUUCGGUGAUGCGGUGAACUGUGAGGACACGUGGAAAGCAUGCUCCGCAUACAUCGACGAACAAUUCCGCCAAUAUUUCACUGAUGAGAGUGGACUCAAUAGGAAAAAUAUUCAAGACAACAGGGUACAUUGCUGUCUGUAUUUUAUACCACCGUACGGACACGGGUUACGACAAUUAGACCUCGAAGUCCUGAGGCGGUUACACAGGAAAGUAAACGUUGUUCCCGUCAUUGCCAAAGCGGACACCCUGACGACGCACGAAGUGAAAAAACUGAAGGAACGCAUACUGGCUGAUAUCGAGGAGCACGAGAUUCAGAUUUAUCAGUUCCCUGAUUGCGACAGUGACGAGGACGAGGAUUUCAAACAGCAAGACAAAGAAUUGAAGGCGACGGUGCCGUUCGCCGUGGUAGGGAGCUCCACGGUUCUCGAAGUUGCUGGACGGAAAGUCCGGGGACGACAAUAUCCUUGGGGGGUUGUAGAAGUCGAAAACCCAAAACACAGCGAUUUUGUUAAAUUAAGGACGAUGCUAAUAUCGACCCACAUGCAAGAUCUGAAAGACGUCACGCAAGACGUUCAUUACGAGAAUUUUCGUGCCCAGUGUAUUUCUCAAAUAUCCCAACAGGCUAUCCGGGAAAGGAGGUAUUUACGCAUUAAGCUGAAACGGGACUCGGGUCCGCAUUUCGAGAAUAGUAUAUCCGACACUGACAGACUUUUGUUGCAGAAGGACGAAGAGAUCCGGAGAAUGCAGGAUAUGCUUGCACAAAUGCAGGAAAAGUUGAAAGCCACGGGCCAAGGAGGGGGUGGAAUAGGGCUGCGGGGGAGGGUCGGAAGUCUUGGGAACGAUCUCGACUCAACGGAACUGGACAAGAAGCGAAAUAGUAUUAUAGAUGUUUAGAUUAAAUAUUUAUUUCGAAGAGAAUAGAGGGCGCGUGCGCCUCGGAUGGAAAAUAGCACAGAAACUGACGGAGAUUGGCUACAAAACAAAAGUCCGAUCGAUUAACGCACUUCGCAAAAGAAAAAUAAGAAACAAGUCGGAUAACCUCGAAUGGCCCUGAAUUUGUAUUCACUGUAGAAUUCAAUUAAUAAUUUACAGAUUGAAAGCGAUUUGAGGGAACGAUUGAACGUCGAUUGAGCGGAAGGAUGGUUAUGAGAAAUCAAUCAAUCCGGACUGACUCGUUUUUUGCUUCAUUUUUCUCACCGCAAUCGGAGCAUCGUGAAUACAACUUCAGGGUCGUUGGAAUUUUAAUAUUUUCUUAUGAGCAUUUUUGAACGUGACGUUUUAAUAUUAAAAAAUCGUUGGUAGCUCUAGCACACGUGUAUUUCGCCAAAACGACAAAAUUUUUAAGCUCAAAUUUGUAAGAUAUUAGCACACGGGUCAUGGAUAAUAGAUCUCUCUCGAAGCUGACACGAACAUCUUAAAGAUUCAUAAACGUGAUUAGAAAUUAUGACGUUGGGUUGGAUUUCCAUUCAUUUUGACAAAGUUAUUAAUUCCGAUGUUUUCGAGUAACUGUUCUAUCAGGGCGACCCCAACUUAAGUCUCUAGAUUUGUGAUUUGUGCACGAACCGUCACGAUUGGGACUUAUCGGACCAUUUUUAGGGCUCGUGAUAGAAGAUAUUUUAUCUCAAACACAUCAACAUGCGUUUCUUGUUUCUUAUUAUUUAUGGUUACAUAUUAAGUACAUUCAUUUUCAAAUGAUAUGUAAUACGAGAUAUAAGUAGCAUUGCAAUUACGUGAAACAGUAUUGAAUAAUAAUAAGAAUGAAAUCUGGA